GCAAAGGGUGUAUUAUACUUUAUACUAUUUUUUGAAAAGAUAAACUUAUAUGCAUAGAACCGAAUAUUAACUAUAAAUAGUACAAAUAAAUAGGCUCCAACAAUUGAUAAGUAACACAAAAUUAGAACUGUAACGGUACAUCGCUAAGUAUAUCAGCUGAUUCUGACUCUACUUUCAAAAUAUAUACACUAACCUACAAUUUAAUCUGAUCGCAAGACGUGUAAAAAUCUUAUAUUUUAAACAAAUAUACGAAAUGAACGUGUUUACAAAAUCUGUCGCGUCAAUAGUUAAACCUGUACCCCUUGUGAAAUGCAUUUCAACAACUUGUAUGAGUUAUAAAGAUGAUUCUGACGAUUUAAUUCAUCCAGAAGGUCGAGAACCGAAUAUACCAUUAUAUGUCGAACGUAAUGAAGAAAGUACGAACGUUAAACGAGCUCGAUUAAUAUAUCAAUCGCGUAAGCGUGGUAUGUUGGAGAAUGGUCUUCUCUUAAGUACAUUUGCAAAAAAGUAUUUAAACAAUUUCGAUGACACGCAACUGCAAUUGUAUGAUCGUCUUAUAAAUUUGCCAACGAAUGAUUGGGAUAUAUUUUAUUGGGCAACUGGUGCCAGGCCAACCCCACCGGAAUUUGAUAACGAAGUUAUGGAUCUAUUAAAGAAACAUAUAAAAAAUGAAGAUCGUCAAGCGAGAAUAAUGCAGCCUGAUUUAUGAGAAGUUCAGUACUAGUAUAUUCACGUAUGACAGUUUUAUUAUGUUAGCAUUACGAAAGAAAUAAAGAUAUGAUAGUAUAGUUCA
Messenger RNA from Ceratina calcarata, 793 nucleotides. Its product is annotated as succinate dehydrogenase assembly factor 2, mitochondrial. Gene Ontology annotation, cellular component: mitochondrion. NCBI's taxonomy places the organism in Eukaryota, Metazoa, Arthropoda, Insecta, Hymenoptera, Apidae. Gene Ontology annotation, biological process: mitochondrial respiratory chain complex II assembly; protein-FAD linkage; mitochondrial electron transport, succinate to ubiquinone. The transcript is spliced from 3 exons. The coding region runs from base 254 to 709 and encodes 151 amino acids. The record is from RefSeq and is a predicted model, not a curated record.